UCCCUGCAUAUGAAAAAAAAAAAGAAUAUUGCACUGUAGUUCCUUCCUCUUCCAAAAUUGAGCUUCGUUCUAAAUCUCAAACAUAGUUUGGGCACUGGGUGAAGAAACACUCAAAGAGAAACAGAUCUACACCUUUCAUUCUCUCUUUUUCAUCUUCCAUCCAUCUCUCAGAUCUCUCUCGCCGGCAUCGGAUUCCGUCGCCGUCGGAAAACUCACGAUCUCGUUUCGAUUUCGGAUGAUCUGGAUUCACCUGCAUUUCCUCCAAUUUCGAUUCCGGAUUCAACACCGUCAUUGAUCUGUGCGAGCAUUUGAUUGCUCGCAAGAGAGUGUGUGAAAAUGGCUGGUGGUGCCGCCGGUGGUUUUCUCACUCGAGCAUUCGAUUCUAUGCUCAAGGAGUGUUCUGGCAAGAAGUUUCCUGAACUUCAGAAAGCUAUUCAGAAUUUCACAGAUAUCACGAAAGAGGCUAGCCAGAGAAAGCAGAGUGAGCCUAAUCAAGCUGCACCGUCACCUGAAUCCGCGAGUGCGAACGAAACUGAAGAUGGAGCGGUAACUAAACCAGAAGCAGAUCAGUCACAUAAGGCUUAUAGUGGAAAUAUCACAGUUAUCUUAGCUAAUGCUGGGAAUGCGCUCGAAGGAGCUGAUGCAGAACUUGUUUUAAAUCCGCUCCGUCUUGCAUUCGAGACGAAGAGCUUGAAAAUCCUAGAACCGGCUUUAGAUUGUCUUCAUAAACUUAUUGCGUAUGACCAUUUAGAGGGAGAUCCUGGGUUAGAUGGUGGUAAAAAUGUCCCAUUGUUUACAGACAUUUUAAACAUGGUGUGCAGUUGUAUCGACAAUUCAUCACCUGACAGUACUAUUCUCCAAGUGCUGAAGGUACUUCUUACUGCUGUAGCUUCUGCAAAAUUCCGAGUACAUGGCGAACCUUUGUUGGGAGUUAUCAGAGUAUGCUAUAAUAUUGCUCUGAAUAGCAAGAGUCCUAUAAACCAAGCAACAUCAAAGGCAAUGCUGACCCAGAUGAUCAGCAUCGUUUUCAGGAGAAUGGAAACUAAUCCCAAUUUCCAGGUUGAAACUUCAUCUGGUUCUGGUGGACACACAAUUACAAAAGCUGCUUCAACAGAGAAUUUAAACACAAAAUCUGAUGAAACUUCUGUGGGAGAGUCAAAUGAAAAAGAAAUGACUUUAGGUGAUGCACUUAGUCAAGCCAAGGAUGCAUCCCCAACAUCUCUUGAGGAACUUCAAAAUCUUGCCGGGGGUGCUGAUAUCAAGGGCCUUGAAGCUGUACUCGACAAGGCUGUGCAUACCGAAGAUGGUAAAAAAAUAACACGUGGGAUUGAUUUGGAGAGCAUGAGUAUAGGACAACGUGACGCUUUGCUGGUGUUCCGAACUCUCUGCAAGAUGGGUAUGAAGGAAGAUAACGAUGAAGUUACAACCAAGACAAGGAUUUUGUCCCUUGAGCUUCUGCAGGGUUUGUUGGAGGGAGUUAGCCACUCAUUUACAAAGAACUUCCAUUUUAUCGAUUCAGUGAAGGCGUAUCUUUCAUAUGCAUUGUUGCGAGCUUCAGUUUCACAAUCCCCUGUCAUAUUUCAGUAUGCAACUGGAGUAUUCUUGGUGCUCUUAUUGCGAUUCAGGGAGAGUCUCAAAGGUGAAAUAUGCAUCUUCUUUCCGUUGAUAGUUCUUAGACCACUGGAUGGAUUAGAAUUUUCUGUCAACCAAAAACUUAGUGUUCUUCGGAUGCUAGAGAAAGUAUGUAAGGAUCCACAGCUGCUUGUUGACAUCUUUGUGAAUUAUGACUGUGAUCUUGAGGCGCCAAACUUGUUUGAACGAAUGGUUACAACUCUGUCCAGAAUAGCACAAGGGACUCAAAAUACUGAUCCGAAUUCAGCUGCUGUUUCUCAAACUGCUUCAGUUAAAGGUUCAUCACUUCAAGGCCUUGUGAGUGUGCUUAAAUCAUUGGUUGACUGGGAACAAUCACAUCGGGAGCUGAUAAAGUUAAAGAGUGAUCAGCAAGAAGGGGUUUCAGCUGAAGAUUCUCUUGAAGUAAGAUCCAGGGAGGAUGUAACUAGUGAUUUUGAGAAGGCUAAGGCUCAUAAGUCAACAUUGGAGGCUGCCAUUGCUGAGUUCAACAGGAAGCCAAUGAAAGGGGUGGAGUAUCUAAUAUCAAAUAAGUUGGUGGAAAACACACCUGCUUCAGUCGCUCAAUUUUUGAAAAACACCCCAAAUUUGGAUAAGGCUACCAUUGGUGACUAUUUAGGCCAACAUGAAGAGUUCCCCCUUGCUGUGAUGCAUGCUUAUGUAGAUUCCAUGAAAUUUUCUGGGAUGAAAUUUCAUACUGCAAUCAGGGAGUUUCUUAAAGGGUUCCGACUUCCUGGGGAAGCUCAAAAGAUAGAUCGAAUCAUGGAAAAAUUUGCAGAGAGAUACUGUGCAGACAAUCCAGGCCUUUUUAAAAAUGCAGAUACAGCAUACGUUCUUGCUUAUGCUGUCAUUAUGUUAAAUACUGACGCUCAUAACCCAAUGGUAUGGCCUAAGAUGUCCAAGUCAGAUUUUGUUCGUAUGAAUGCUAGAGAUGAUCCAGAUGAAUGUGCGCCUAGGGAACUACUGGAAGAGAUCUAUGAUUCCAUUGUUAAAGAAGAGAUUAAAAUGAAAGAUGACACAUCUUUUCUGGGAAAAAGCAGCAGACAGAAAUCAGAAGGUGAAGAAGGACGCCUUGUCAGUAUUCUUAACCUGGCACUCCCCAAAAGUAAGUCAGCAGGAGAUGCCAAGUCUGAAAGUGAGGCUAUCAUUAAGAAAACACAAGCUAUAUUCAGGAAUCAAGGGGUGAAACGAGGAGUUUUCUACACUGCCCAACAGAUUGAACUUGUAAGGCCCAUGGUAGAUGCUGUUGGGUGGGCUCUGCUUGCUACUUUCUCUGUAACUAUGGAGGAAGGUGAGAAUAAGCCUCGUGUUGUUCUGUUGAUGGAGGGUUUUAGAGCUGGAAUACACAUCACAUUUGUACUUGGAAUGGAUACCAUGCGCUAUGCAUUUUUAACAUCUCUGGUCAGGUUCACUUUCCUGCAUGCCCCAAGGGAAAUGCGUAGUAAAAAUGUGGAAGCUUUACGGACACUGUUGGUUCUUUGUGACUCAGACAUGAACGCCCUUCAAGACACAUGGAAUGCAGUUCUAGAAUGUGUUUCUCGCCUUGAAUUUAUAACAACAACUCCUGCAAUUGCUGCCACUGUCAUGCAUGGAUCAAAUCAAAUCUCCAAGGAUUCUGUUGUUCAAUCUCUGAGAGAGUUAUCUGGGAAACCUGCUGAACAAGUUUUCAUGAAUAGUGUUAAACUACCUAGUGAUUCAGUUGUGGAAUUCUUCACGGCUCUCUGUGGUGUAUCUGCUGAGGAGCUAAAACAAACCCCAGCUCGUGUUUUCAGCUUGCAAAAGCUUGUUGAAAUUAGCUAUUACAAUAUGGCUCGUAUACGUAUGGUCUGGGCCAGAAUCUGGUCUGUUCUAGCAAAUCACUUUAUAUCAGCUGGGAGUCAUCAUGAUGAAAAAAUUGCUAUGUAUGCCAUAGAUUCUCUAAGACAACUUGGUAUGAAGUAUUUGGAGCGUGAUGAGCUGGCCAAUUUUACUUUCCAAAACGAUAUUCUCAAACCAUUUGUUGUUCUUAUGCGGAAUAGUCAAAGUGAAUCCAAAAGGAGACUAAUUGUUGAUUGCAUUGUUCAGAUGAUAAAAUCUAAGGUUGGGAGCAUUAAGUCUGGGUGGCGUAGUGUAUUUAUGAUUUUUACGGCUGCUGCAGAUGAUGAACUAGAAUCAAUUGUUGAGAGUGCAUUUGAAAAUGUUGAGCAGGUCAUCUUAGAACACUUUGAUCAAGUAGCGGGAGACUGUUUCUUGGAUUGCGUAAAUUGUCUCAUCAGGUUUGCCAACAAUAAAACAUCACAUCGAAUUAGUUUGAAGGCUAUUGCACUCUUGCGGAUCUGUGAGGACCGUCUUGCAGAGGGCCUUAUUCCUGGAGGCACUUUGAUGCCUAUUGAUGCUACAUUGGAUGCGACUUUGGAUGUAACUGAGCAUUAUUGGUUCCCAAUGCUGGCUGGUUUAUCUGAUCUGACAUCAGAUCAUAGACCAGAGGUCAGAAGUUGUGCACUUGAAGUCUUAUUUGAUUUAUUGAAUGAAAGAGGUAGCAAGUUCUCUACACCAUUUUGGGAGAAUAUUUUCCAUCGAGUCUUAUUUCCAAUUUUUGAUCAUGUGAGACAUGCUGGAAAAGAGAGCUUUAUUUCUACUGAUGAUGAUUGGUUUCGUGAAACAAGCAUACAUUCGCUUCAGUUGCUUUGCAACCUUUUCAACACAUUCUAUAAGGAGGUUUGUUUUAUGCUGCCGCCAUUGCUGAGUUUGCUUUUAGAUUGUGCCAAAAAGACAGAUCAAACUGUGGUCUCAAUAUCUCUCGGUGCGUUGGUGCAUCUAAUUGAAGUAGGUGGUCAUCAAUUUAGUGAAAGUGACUGGGACAUGCUACUUAAAAGCAUAAGAGAUGCUGGAUACACAACGCAACCUUUAGAGUUGCUUAAUACUUUGAGUGUUGAAAAUAUCAGAAACCAUGGGGGCAUUGUUAGGGAUUCUGAGGACAAUGCAGAUGACAGUGUUACCAUUAAGUCUACUGACAGAGAGGUAGUGAGUGACCAUCAACAUGAGGUCAACAGUAAUGGGAACUUAUCCCCACUUGCAUCCUCAAAUGCAAAUGCUGAUGGAGUUGAAGAUUCAGUAUCACAGACAAAUAUAGAUCAGUCUGAAGGCCUUCCAUCUCCAUCAGGAAGAACUCCCAAGGCUGCAGAUGGAGGAGGCCUCCAACGGAGUCAAACCUUAGGUCAGCGGAUUAUGGAAAAUAUCUUCCUUCGGAAUCUUACUUCAAAAUCUAAAGGCCGUGUAUCUGAUGCUUCACAACCAUCUUCCCCAGUAACGGUUAUUGAUACCGUAGAGCCUGAUACCAAGAAUGAAGAGAGUCCUUUGCUAGCAGCUAUCAGGGGAAAGUGCAUCACCCAAUUAUUGCUCCUUGGUGCAAUUGAUGGUAUUCAGAAGAAAUAUUGGACAAUGUUAAAAGCGCAACAGAAGAUUGCUGUAAUGGACACUUUGUUGUCUUUGUUGGAGUUUGCUGCUUCAUUUAACUCAUCCACCAAUCUAAGAACUCGCAUGCACCAAAUUCCUGAUGAAAGGCCACCUAUAAAUCUUCUUCGUCAGGAACUAGCUGGUACUGGCAUAUAUCUGGACAUCUUACAGAAGUCAACUUGUGGGUUUGAAACAAAGAAAGAAAAAAGUCCAGAUUCAGUUGGAUUUCAAGAUGUUGAUUCUAGGGAAGACAAUGGCUCGAGUAUUAAACAUUCUGACGCGGAAGAGAAAUUUGAAAGGGUAGCUGAGGAGAAACUGGUGUCUUUCUGUGAACAGGUGCUCAGGGAGGCAUCUGACCUCCAGUCUAGUACUGGAGAAACCACUAACAUGGAUAUUCAUCGUGUCUUGGAACUUCGUGCUCCUAUUAUUAUCAAGGUGAUCCAAAGCAUGUGUUCUAUGAACAGUAAGAUUUUCAGAAGACACCUAAGAGAACUCUAUCCUUUGCUAACUAAACUUGUUUGCUGUGACCAGAUGGAUGUUCGAGGAGCUCUUGGUGAUUUGUUUCAAUCACAACUGAAAGCUCUUUUACCAUAGCUAUCUUACAAUGCUGCUGUUAGGAUCCUCAGAGAUACAUACUUCAGUGCACGGCCAAUAGCCCGAUAUGAAUUUAAGAUGGCUUGGAAAGAAAAAAAUAUUGUAGUAUUUCUGUAUCAAUCUUUUCAUGAAAAUUUUGUGCUUGCACUAACAGUUUUGUAGAAAGUCGAUAGAAAUGUAAUUUUGGUUUGACAUCCCAACAUUCGUUUGCACUUAACUCCAUUUGUCUGUGCAGUAUUUGGAAAAAUAGCUUAAGCUCUUGUUGAGGUUUCCAAUCAGGCUUUUGUUGUAUCAUAAUAGCUGUUUACCAGGGAAACCCUUACCUCUUUCAUGAGAAUUUUACAAACUAUUCACAAUGUAUACAACACGGGCAAAAUAGCAGUUCUGUGUACUUUCA
Molecule: messenger RNA, 6055 nt
Organism: Lotus japonicus
Lineage: Eukaryota; Viridiplantae; Streptophyta; Magnoliopsida; Fabales; Fabaceae
Product: brefeldin A-inhibited guanine nucleotide-exchange protein 5
Exons: 33
Coding region: 337-5658 (1773 amino acids)
Biological process (GO): regulation of ARF protein signal transduction
Cellular component (GO): trans-Golgi network
Molecular function (GO): guanyl-nucleotide exchange factor activity
Source: RefSeq, a predicted model, not a curated record